Messenger RNA from Nematostella vectensis (starlet sea anemone), 2450 nucleotides. Its product is annotated as female protein. The transcript has 7 exons. The coding region runs from base 380 to 1429 and encodes 349 amino acids. The record is from RefSeq and is a predicted model, not a curated record. Lineage: Eukaryota; Metazoa; Cnidaria; Anthozoa; Actiniaria; Edwardsiidae.
CAUGUUGAACAACCCAAAAUUAUACAUUUUCUGUAUAAUUUUGGGGGCGAGAGUAAUGAAAUAUCUUAUAUCCAAAAGUAUAAAUAGAUGGAAAAAAAUCACCAUUUAUUGAAUAUGUUAUUGAUAUAAAACAAAUAUCAGAGGUGCGCGAUCUUAAUAACUUGUGUCAGACGGAUGGACGAAAAUAAACACAAGAACGUUAUCUACCCACUGCAGCGCCAGUGGAAAACGAGAUCUGUAUUCAGGCGUCAAGUCUCUUGGGAAAGGAAACCAGGCGCGCUGCAAGGCGUGCGAGUUAUCUCACUCGACUUGAUUUGUGUCCCAGAAAAAAGGUUGGCACUGCAUAUCACAGCUGAUCACGUAGUAACUGUGUAGGACCAUGAGGGGCCAUUUUCUAGCUCUUCUCCUUAUAUGGUGUACAAAGCAGACGGUGCUUUCCAGAGAUGGCAUUCAGACAGAGAAGAAUAACAUGAUGGGGCUGUUCAAGAGUAGAAAAGGCUGGAGGUUGACUGACCAGGAGUUCAAAUCUGUCCAAGUUUUCUCAGAGUUUGAAUGUGCCCGUCUCUGCGUAGAUGAUCCAAGAUGCAAGUCGGCCAACUACAAAGAAGCUGCUGAGCAGUCUGUGUGUCAGCUCAAUAGUGAAACGAGUCGAUCAAGAAAAAACCUCUACAUCCCAGAGGAGGGAUACACAUUCUUGGAACCAGUGAAGUCUGCGUGUGGCUCGAAGCCUUGUUCUAAACCCUACACAUGCCAGGAGGUGUUAAACAGCCACGACGUGUUGUAUACAUGCAAUCUGAAUACAGACAUCAAAUCGAAUUUCCAGAUAAGGUUUCCGACGAGAACAAACACCGACUACGUCAGGUUAAAUAAGAAAGUGGAUCUGACCAAAUUCACCUUGACCUACACAGUCCGUAUAGAUGAUGAUACUAAGGACCACACGUUCAUCUCCUACUCGUCAUCCAACAGCAACGGGAUCUUUAUGCUACAGCGGAGCCGCAUGUCGUAUUUGGUCGUCCAAGGUCUUUUCUUGUCGACACCCUACUAUAUCAAAGCGGACUCCAAGUUCCAUCGCGUCGUCAUAACGUGGGAUAACACCAAUGGCGACUACCAGUUCUUCGUAGAUAACACACUGGUACUCAAAGACACAGGUCUUGCUAAGGGGAAAAUCGUCGCUGGUGGUACUGGGAUAUUCGUGCUUGGCAACGACCAAGACACUAUCGGCGGAGGGUAUGUUUUGGCGGAUGCUCUAGUGGGAACAAUCACACGCGUCAAUUUGUGGGACGUGGUGUUGCCGGACGAGUACAUCGAGAUCCUGGGGCAGGGGUGUGGCAACGAGGUGGGUACGGUGCUGGCGUGGACGGAGUUCCGCAAGGAGACGUCUUCUUACAAUGGCGGUGCGCUUUUUGAAGAGCCGUCUUCAUGUUCCUAAUUUUCAUUCUGAGAGACAUGUUCAUGAUAUGCGGGGAAGUGAGUUCAGAAAGGACCUCUUGUGUCGUGGGAAAAUUCUCAGAGGCGGCUAGCUGCUGUAUCAAACAAUAGUGACACAUUUUCAGAAGGAAUCCAGGAACGCUUUGCACGGCAGAAUAUAAAUAGCUUUUGGCCCGUUUUCAUUUUGACUGCAACUGAACCAGCCCUGAUUUUGUAUACACCUAUUUCAAAAAGGUUGUCAGUGCAAAUGACGAAUGGCAAAUAGUAAAUGGCAGUUCUAAGCCCGAACGGCGCUUCUGGGUACUAAUCAUUCGUAAAAUUUAAGGUGUUAAAAAAAUGUUGCAAUGUCAGAGACAUACAUUGAUAAUCUUUAAUGGAUAAUUGUUUGAUUUAUCCAUAUUCUUCAGCAUUUAGUAGAAAUUUAAUGAGACCCAUGGUUCCUUUCGGUCCUAGAACUGCCAUUUGCCAAUCGCCAUUUGCCGUUUCGCACUGACAACGUUUUUUGAAAUAGGUAUAUGUACACGCCCUUAUGGCUGCGACGACAUCUGAGUAAUUAUGAAAACAAUCACUGCGCAAAAGGCUGUCUCAUAUAUUUUUCGGUUAGAUAUUUUUUCGAUUAGAAACGAUGCUAGCAAUUUUGUAAAAGACAUAAGGUUGUCGUAUGUAGAACGAGCGAGCUAUUUUGAAAACUCCCGUUAUCAUGAGACGACUUGCACUAAGAAAUCAAGUGACUUUUGGGGUCACAAACAUGCGCGCUCUCCAGCUUUCAGUAGCAAAAACUUCUGACAUUCACCAUGUGAAUAGAAAAAUAAUGACCAUAUAGCUCAAUCUUAUACAGUUUUAAAGACGGACACUAUUUCAAUCAUUCAGUGUCUUGGUCCCUUGUGGCUAGCUAGAGCUUUUACUGUACACGCACAUUAUAGAUUGAGAGAUCUCCCCAUCUUCCGAUAAAAUAUUGCAAUUAACUUUAAAAAUAGAUCAGAGUUUUAAUGUACUGUGCAAUAAAGUAUUCUGUAAAUACA